Molecule: messenger RNA, 1491 nt
Organism: Lentinula edodes (shiitake mushroom)
Lineage: Eukaryota; Fungi; Basidiomycota; Agaricomycetes; Agaricales; Omphalotaceae
Product: clathrin adaptor mu subunit
Exons: 9
Coding region: 57-1376 (439 amino acids)
Biological process (GO): intracellular protein transport; vesicle-mediated transport
Cellular component (GO): clathrin-coated vesicle; clathrin adaptor complex
Molecular function (GO): clathrin-cargo adaptor activity
Source: RefSeq, a predicted model, not a curated record
CGCCUAAUCUGUGAACAUUAGCGCCUAACACCUUUCCUCCCACUCCGAUCAUCUACAUGGCAUCCUUAAUCGCCAUCCUCGACCUCAAAGGCAAACCGCUCAUUCAACGAUCCUAUCGAGAUGACGUGCCUCCUUCAUACGUUGAACGUUUUCUACCCAUUAUACUCGAAAUCGAGGAGGAGGGCCAGCAGGUUACACCGUGUUUCUCCAGGGAGGGUGUCAAUUACAUGCAUAUUAGACAUUCAAACUUGUAUCUUCUCGCGUUAUCCAGGAGAAACUCGAAUGCCGCCGAGAUAAUUAUCUUUCUGCAUCGACUCAGCCAAGUCUUAGUUGAGUACUUCAAAGAACUCGAAGAGGAGUCUAUUCGGGAUAAUUUCGUGAUAAUCUACGAACUCAUGGAUGAGAUGAUGGACUUUGGCUACCCGCAAACCACUGAGAGCAAAAUCCUCCGAGAAUAUAUCACACAGGAGUCCCACAAACUCGAAAUCCAAGUCCGCCCUCCGAUUGCUGUUACCAAUGCCGUUUCCUGGCGAUCAGAAGGCAUCAAAUACAGGAAGAAUGAGGUUUUCUUAGAUGUUGUCGAAAGUGUAAACUUAUUGGUUAAUACUGCUGGAACCGUCAUACGUUCAGAAAUCCUCGGUGCUGUUAAAAUGAAGUGUUAUCUUUCUGGAAUGCCAGAGCUUAGACUAGGACUCAAUGACAAGGUCAUGUUCGAGAGUACGGGCAAAACUGCACGAGGAAAAUCCAUCGAAAUGGAAGACGUCAAAUUCCACCAGUGUGUUCGUUUGGCCCGGUUCGAGAACGACCGCACAAUUUCCUUCAUUCCACCUGACGGAGAAUUUGAGCUCAUGAGCUAUCGUAUAUCUACUCCUGUAAAGCCUCUAAUCUGGGUUGAAGCUGCCAUUGAAAGCCAUCGAGGCUCAAGAGUUGAAUACAUGGUCAAAGUUGUGGCUCAAUUCAAACGACGGUCGACUGCAAACAAUGUUGAGAUAUAUGUUCCCGUUCCCGAUGACGCGGACUCUCCGAAGUUCAGGGCAUCAACGGGAUCUGUACAAUAUGCACCAGACAAGUCAGCAUUCGUUUGGAAGAUCAAGCAACUGGCCGGUGGAAAAGAGUUUCUCAUGAGAGCACAUUUUGGCCUUCCCAGUGUCAAAAACGAGAACGAUCCGCCUCCUCGCGCGCCUAUCACUGUUAGAUUCGAGAUACCAUAUUUCACCGUCUCAGGCAUUCAGGUACGAUAUCUCAAAAUUGUUGAAAAAUCUGGAUAUCAGGCUUUGCCUUGGGUGCGAUACAUUACGCAGAAUGGAGAUGAUUAUAGGCAUUGCUUACGAACAGCAUCAGAAAAGGGAACAGCAGCUCCAAUACGGUCUUUGUAGAACCUCAUGUAGCCAGAUAUCAUGUAGCUUACUGAAAUCGAGCCUCAACUUGAUUCUUGAAAGUUCUGAAUUUUACCGGAGUGACACAGUCUGGACUCUGGACGUAGUGGCACGU